UGAAACUGGAUAUUGCUUACGUCGCAUUGACAUACUGAUUGCCUGGUUGGAUAUCGGCUUUAAUAUUUAAUUCUGCACAAGAUAAAUCACCAGGAUACUAUGGUACACUUGGGAGAAUGUAAAUGGACUCACAUGUUCCCUUUUCUCAUGGUAUCACUUGUGUACUCUGCUAAUGCUGAAUAUUCUAACUGUGGUGAAAAUGAAUACUACAACCAGACAACUGGAACAUGCCAUGAAUGUCCACAGUGUGAGCCGGGAGAAGAACCCUAUAUGUCAUGUGGAUAUGGCACCAGAGACGAAGAUUAUGGCUGCGUCCCUUGCCCAUCUGAAAAAUUUUCCAAAGGCGGGUACCAGAUAUGUAGGCGGCACAAGGACUGUGAGGGGUUCUUCAGGGCAACUGUUAUGACCCCUGGAGAUCAAGAGAAUGAUGCAGAAUGUGGGCCUUGUCUUCCUGGUUAUUACAUGCUGGAAAACAGGCCAAGGAACAUCUAUGGCAUGGUUUGCUACUCAUGCUCACUGGCGCCUCCCAACACAAAAGAAUGUACAGGUGUUACUUCUGGGGUGUCAGUCAAUUUCCCAAGUACUUCUGGAACAAGCACUCGUUCGCCUUUCCAGCAUGUGCACAAAGGAGAUCUUUCUGGACAAGGACAUCUUGCUACUGCUCUUAUCAUUGCUAUGUCUACAAUUUUCAUCAUGGCUAUUGCUAUUGUCCUGAUCAUCAUGUUUUACAUUGUGAAAACCAGAACUUCAGCUCAAGCUUGCUGCACCAGCCAUUCAGUGAAGACUGUGGAAGCCCAGGCCAAUAUGCAGGAAGAAAAAAAAGAAGUGCAAGAAAAUGUUGUGAUUUUCUCAGAGAAAGAUGAGUUUGGAAAGCUGACAGCAACACCAGCUAAGGUUGUCAAAAGUGAAAACGAUGGAUCUUCAGAAAAUGAGCGGCUUUUAAGUCGUAGCAUGGACAGCGAUGAAGAAGCUGCGAUUGACAAGCAAGGCACUCCAGAGCUGUGCUUGUUAUCUCUAGUACAUUUGGCUAGGGAUAAAUCUUACACAAGCAAUAAAUCAACCGGCAUUCAAAGCCGGAGGAAAAAGAUUCUGGAUUUGUAUACUAACGUAUGCAGUGUUGCAGAAGGUCUCAGUCCCACAGAGCUUCCGUUUGACUGCCUAGAGAAGACCAGCAGGAUGCUCAGCUCUACUUAUAACACAGAGAAGGCCAUUGUGAAGACAUGGCGUCACCUUGCCGAGAGCUUUGGACUGAAGCGUGAUGAAAUCGGAGGCAUGACGGACGGCAUGCAGCUCUUUGACCGUAUUAGUACCGCCGGCUACAGUAUUCCAGAACUGCUGACGAAACUAGUGCAGAUUGAACGGUUAGAUGCUGUGGAGUCUCUCUGUGCAGAUAUCUUGGAGUGGGCGCAAGUGAUGCCUAAGCCUGAUCCAGUUAUAGCCUCAUGACGGGCAUCUUGGCGAUCUUCAUUUCCAAAAGGAUUUGUGGGAAAUACAGUACC
Euleptes europaea (tarantolino) is the source of this 1499-nucleotide messenger RNA. RefSeq names its product ectodysplasin A receptor (gene EDAR). Gene Ontology annotation, cellular component: plasma membrane. NCBI's taxonomy places the organism in Eukaryota, Metazoa, Chordata, Lepidosauria, Squamata, Sphaerodactylidae. The record is from RefSeq and is a predicted model, not a curated record. The transcript is spliced from 12 exons. Gene Ontology annotation, molecular function: signaling receptor activity. The coding region runs from base 100 to 1446 and encodes 448 amino acids. Gene Ontology annotation, biological process: positive regulation of canonical NF-kappaB signal transduction; positive regulation of JNK cascade.